AUGGCUUUGAAUGGCUCAGCAAACUUCGUCGGUUGGAACGAUUCCGAAGGUGAGAUUCGACGCAACUGGGGUUCAAGACGACUGCGAUUUCUAGCCAAAAAAUAUAACCUGAAUCAACAUCAUGCCCUCAGCGAAGCGCGAUCUAUUGAACCUGCCGUACAUUAUGACGUCGUUGAUCACCCUGGUCGUUCAUCUCCCGUUACAGAAUGGAGUCACACCCAGCCGUCGGGACGCACUGACCAGGCAUUCUCUUUCCCUUAUGGUGCAACUCCAACUGCGUAUGAUGGCACUACUCCAGGUUCUAUAGCUCGUAGCCUUAGUCAAGCUAGCGAUUCAUAUGUUCGUCCUCGCUUUGAAAGACGUGAAUCAGCUGCUCGAGUGGCCUAUGGUUCAGCAGCGAGUGUUGCGAAACGCGGUGUCGUCGACAGCCAGCGCAUGCAUCGUGUACGGCUUUCCUCGAGACAAUCUUUCGAUGUGGAUUCGCUACAGUCCGACAGAGCCGGCUCACCUGCUUCUGUGGAAGCCGACCAAGGCACUGAACCUUUUUCUAGGGCAAUGGACAUAGAUGGCUCUGCUGGCUUACGAAUGGCUGGAGAAGAGAUCACCCACAGAACUGCUUCGCCAAUUAUCGAAGAAUCAGCGAGUGAUAUAUUUUUUGAGCAAGAGGUGCGAAACGAAACAAUUCUUUUCGUAGGUCAUGUCUUGCACAACUCUUGCAGUAUCGUUGUUCCAAGUUUCGAAUGUGCAGUUUACAAGGCGUGA
This is a messenger RNA of Cooperia oncophora, 762 nucleotides long. The record is from the annotation of a GenBank genome assembly. Lineage: Eukaryota; Metazoa; Nematoda; Chromadorea; Rhabditida; Trichostrongylidae.